This is a messenger RNA of Hipposideros armiger (great roundleaf bat), 1011 nucleotides long. RefSeq names its product zinc finger protein 648 (gene ZNF648). The record is from RefSeq and is a predicted model, not a curated record. The transcript has 2 exons. Gene Ontology annotation, biological process: regulation of transcription by RNA polymerase II. Gene Ontology annotation, cellular component: chromatin; transcription regulator complex; PcG protein complex. Gene Ontology annotation, molecular function: RNA polymerase II cis-regulatory region sequence-specific DNA binding; DNA-binding transcription factor activity, RNA polymerase II-specific. The coding region runs from base 1 to 1011 and encodes 336 amino acids. Lineage: Eukaryota; Metazoa; Chordata; Mammalia; Chiroptera; Hipposideridae.
AUGGCCUACGAGGUUCUCUGCAGCAUGGCCUCCUGCGGGCAGGGAGCUGCACGUCCCUACAAGUGCCUGCGGGGCGGGCAGGUCUUCCAGAAGCCCAGCAGCCCGCCGAGCUCCGAGCAGACGCAAGGUGCCAAGCCGUACCCGUGCGAGGUGUGCGGGAAGGCCUACUCCCACCGGGGCACGCUCCAGCAGCACCGGCGCCUGCACACAGGUGAGCGGCCCUACCAGUGCCCCUUCUGCGACAAGGCCUACACCUGGUCCUCCGAUCACCGCAAGCACAUCCGCACCCACACCGGCGAGAAACCCUACCCGUGCCCGGACUGCGGAAAGGCCUUCGUGCGCUCCUCCGACCUGCGCAAACACCAGCGCAACAUGCACAGUAACAACAAGCCCUUCCCGUGCGCCCAGUGCAGCCUGACCUUCAACAAGCCUCUGUCGCUGCUGCGCCACCAGCGCACGCACCUGGGCGAGAAGCCCUUCCGCUGCCCCGCCUGCAACCGGGAGUUCGCGGUGGCCAGCCGGAUGAUGGAGCACCAGCGCGUGCACUCGGGCGAGCGGCCCUUCCCCUGCCCCACCUGCGGCAAGUGCUUCACCAAGUCCUCCAACCUGAUGGAGCACCAGACGCUGCACACCGGCCAGAGGCCCUUCAAGUGCGCCGACUGCGGCGUGGCCUUCGCGCAGCCCUCGCGCCUUGUGCGCCACCAGCGCAUCCACACCGGCGAGAGGCCCUUUCCCUGCGCACAGUGUGGCCAGGCCUUUGCCCGUGCCUCCACCCUGAAGCGGCACCAGCAGGUCCACUCUGGGGAGAAGGGCUACCUCUGCGCCCAGUGCGGCAGGGCCUUCCGCAUCGCCUCGGAGCUGGCCCAGCACAUUCGGGUGCACAAUGGGGAGAGGCCCUACCAGUGUGAGGACUGCGGCCAGGCCUUCACCCGGUCCAAUCACCUCCAGCGGCACCGAGCCAAACAUGGCGCCUGCAAGAAGGAGCCCAUCCCCAUCUCCUCUGACGAGUGA